Trichomonas vaginalis G3 is the source of this 1380-nucleotide messenger RNA. RefSeq names its product protein of unknown function, DUF4106 family. The record is from RefSeq and is a predicted model, not a curated record. Lineage: Eukaryota; Parabasalia; Trichomonadida; Trichomonadidae. The transcript has a single exon. The annotation marks the transcript as partial.
AUGGAACAAGAUGUCAUAAAUUUGAAAAACCAUACUACUCAAUAUAAAAUACUGAAAGAUGAAGAGAUAAAACAAAAAGCCCUGAAGACAUAUAUGGAUAGCGAUGAGUAUAAAAAAGAAGUUGAAGCAAAUGUAAAGGCAGAAAAACUUUUACAGUUGCAAAACCAAACCGUACAGUAUGAAAACUUAGCACAAGAAAGUAAAAAUAACGACGCGGCUAUGCAAAAGGCAAUGAAAAGCGCAGAAUAUAUAAAAGCCAACAAUGACUGGUUAGAUGCCCAAGCCAACGCUAAAGCAGCCCAACUCAUAGGGUCAAUAAGGACAAAAAUACAAGCGGAUGAAGAUAGUUCAAAUGAAGCUUUAACAAAUGCUGACUUUAAGAACGCCUUCGAAGCUCUUCAUAGUAAGGUGAAACAAGUGAACGACUUCUCAUCUGGAAAGAAACUGAAGUCUGAAGGUUUCGACAAAGAGUUAAGAGAAGUAGCACAAAAUAUGACGAAAAUAACAGAUGCAGCAACGAGACAGGCAGUUCAAAGUGCCUAUGACGCCGUUAGAGCAACUGUUGUGGAAAGUCAAGAAAAAGAGUUACAACAGACCAAAACAGACCUAGUAAAUGCUUUCUUAAGAACGAAAAGUCAGGUAGGACAUUACGCUGCAGAUGGAACAUAUGUGCCAGCUGGUGGAACUUAUAUACCACCAAACCCUCCAAGAGAAGCACCUGCACCAGGACUACCUAAAACAUUUACAUCGUCACAUGGACACAGACACAGGCAUGCACCAAAACCAACACAACAACCACCUCCACAACCAGCACCACAACCAACAGUUCAAAACACUGCACAGCAACCAACACAACAACCAACAGUUCAAAACCCUGCACAACAACAACCACAAACAGAGCAAGGACAUAAAAGAAGUAGAGAACAAGGAAACCAAGAAUUCUUAAAAAUGCUUAAAGAAGAGUGUGGUUUCCCAGAUACUGUUGACUUUAGUGACAGAUAUAAAGAAGCUAUUGGAAAGUUCAAGGAUGGAAAUACUGACCCGAACCUAUUUAGCUUUAUGGCUCAGCACCAAAACGGAUAUAAUCUCAAACCUGGAAAAUACAAGCUCGCUAAGGGAUAUGAUUUAAUAGCAUAUCAUCCAAAUGACAUGGAUGAAUUUACUCCGAGAUAUUUGAUGUCAGAGCUAAAUGACAAUUCAACUUUCGUCAUGAAACGCGUAAAAAAUAGAGACGGAACGAAAGAACAAAAGCUUAUGAAUGCGGAUGACGUAGAUAGGGAAAUUGUUGAAAACGGUCUCGGAAUAUAUGAAAUGCCAGCAGAUGAGGUACAAGAAACUCCACAGGAAGAAGUUCAGAUACAACCAGACAUGGAAGAAAUA